ACCACAAAGCAGUUGCAUUUCUAAAGUACUAUCCGUCUGCUCAAUCCACUUCACACAAUGUCGAGUAUCAAUUUGGCAGUACUGCUGGUGCUUGGGCUGCUGUUGGUUACGGCACAGCAGUCCAUGCAGAUGAGUUUGAGAAACCCUACAGCUGAGAUUGAGACAAGCAAUUGCAAAAUUGCAUUCCUUCGCUUAGGCCUUGUUUUUACUUCUGAUAACAACGAAAAGGCUCUUCUAGACUCUGGUCUUUAUGAGCCUGACAAUGAAAAUCCUUCUGUUGACAUUGCCGGAAGAAGGUUCCAUAUUGGAACACUUAACAAUAGCCUUAUUACAUAUGUUAAGACCGGGAGUCACUCAGUAAAUGUGGCUACAGCUGUGCAAAUUCUCUUGCUUAGAUUUCGUACUUCCGGAAUCAUCUUCUUUGGAAGUUCUGGAAGCCUUGAUGAGAAGAUGUUGGUGCCAGGUGAUGUUGCUGUGCCGAAGGCUGUUGCCUUCACAGGAGUUUGGGAUUGGAAGAAAUUCCGAUCAGAGGAAGGUAAACUGGUAUUUGGAGAUUUCAAUUAUCCAGAGAAUGGAGAGAACCUGUUGGGGACUGUAGAGUAUGAGACAAUUAACAUGUUCUCUCCAAGUGAAGCACCAAAGAAAGUUUUCUGGCUUCCCAUCACCACAUCCUGGUAUAAUGCUGCCACGAAAGCGCUCAAGGAUUUGGAGUUAAGACAAUGCCAUUCUGGUAAAUGCCUGCCCGGAAAACCCAAAGUUGUCUUUGGAUCGAAGGGUUCUACUUCUGAUUUUUACGUUCGAAAUAAAGCAUACGGAGACUUCCUUAACGAUAAUUUUAAUGCAACAACUGCCGAUACAGCAAGUGCUUCUGUAGCUUUGACAUCUUUGUCAAAUGAAAAGCUCUUCGUGGUGUUCCAAGGUGUUUCAAAUGUAGCUGGUAAAACAAGUUCAGACUCAGGAGUUAGCUACUUAGCCUCCUACAACGCCUUCCUUGCUGCCACCAAGUUCAUUAAUUCAAUUCCUACGCCACGACUUGCUUGUGAGUGAUGAGAAGAUGAAUCUCCUCGAUCGUGAGUCUUUUGAGUUGUAUGAUAAUAAAGGAUGCCCUAAUAUUGUACUAGAAUAAAUUAUAUGUUAUAAAUGGCCUCCUAAUUUAAAUAAACUGGAGUGUAUAUCAUCCACAUGUAUGUACGUUCCUUUUUUGAUGAAAUAUAUGGGCGUACUUAUGCUUGCA
Molecule: messenger RNA, 1234 nt
Organism: Populus nigra (black poplar)
Lineage: Eukaryota; Viridiplantae; Streptophyta; Magnoliopsida; Malpighiales; Salicaceae
Product: bark storage protein B-like
Exons: 5
Coding region: 58-1047 (329 amino acids)
Biological process (GO): nucleoside metabolic process
Molecular function (GO): catalytic activity
Source: RefSeq, a predicted model, not a curated record